AUGUCAAUAUCCCCUCCCACUGCGAACAGUUUCAAACCAGUCCACACCCUCGUCUCCACGCCGGUCACCAUAGUUUUGACCGGUGGUCUUCUCUUCAUCAUUUUGACCAGUUUCUUCUCCUUCUUCUUCUGUGGAUCUUUCUUCAGAAAAGUCCUAACCACUAUUAACAACCACCGUAACCGAAACCGUCCCAGUAACCUAAUCCAACCAUCCAUCCCACCUGAAAACCCCGGCCUCGACGCCAAGAUCAUCCAAUCCUUCCCUGAGUUUCCUUAUUCCGUCAAAGACCGUGGCAUAGAUCAAUGCUCCAUUUGCUUAUUAGAUUUCAUGGAUGAUGACACCAUGAGGCUCAUUUCCACUUGUAACCACUUCUUCCACACGAUUUGCAUUGAUCUUUGGUUUGAAUUCCACAAGACUUGUCCCGUAUGCAGACGCGAGCUUGAUGCAGAAGAAGACCAGACCGCUCUAGAAGAUUCUCCGGCUGUUCUUGAAACCGAUCUUGCUGGAUCCGAAAGCCACAACGACGAGGCUUUGUCUCGUGGCGACACGUUGACAAUCAUCGUCCACGAGGAUCAUCCUAAUGCUACUACUAUUGGCAGUUUAGAUCAGACGGACGAGAUCGAGAGCUAUGAAAGACGAAUGAAAGCGUCGAAUCUGCGGUUUUGGAGGUCGCAUUCUACUGGACAUUCUAUAGUUGUGAAGACCGAGAACGAGCAGCAAGAACAAGAAGAAGAGAAAGAAGAGAUUAAGAUACAUAUUGAGAUUUCUGGUGAGUGUCAAUUCGAAGAUCACAAGAGGACGUUGCCGAACAGAAAGCUGUAUUGCGUUAGAGGAACUUACUCUGUAGGAUAG
Molecule: messenger RNA, 852 nt
Organism: Microthlaspi erraticum
Lineage: Eukaryota; Viridiplantae; Streptophyta; Magnoliopsida; Brassicales; Brassicaceae
Source: the annotation of a GenBank genome assembly